Molecule: messenger RNA, 1401 nt
Organism: Aphanomyces invadans
Lineage: Eukaryota; Oomycota; Saprolegniomycetes; Saprolegniales; Verrucalvaceae
Exons: 1
Coding region: 1-1401 (466 amino acids)
Molecular function (GO): metal ion binding
Source: RefSeq, a predicted model, not a curated record
AUGGCACGUCUGCGCACCCACCCAAGGGCCAACAAACUCAUUCGACCUACCACAGUCCAUGCAUUUGUGCUUCAUCGUGGCAGCCACGCUGCUGUCCUCAACAUCAUCGCGAUGCCGUCGCAGGAGUGUCGCCAAGUGAUGGCGGCGGCUCCCCCGCAGCUAGGUGACGCCGCCGUUGACCGGCUCAUUCGCGACGCUGCGUCGUCGUCGUCGUUUGAGUUUGUCAGGCGAGUGGAUGGCAUCGAUGUGUAUCACAGCCCCCGCGACCACAGCGUCCGAGCGGUGACGGUCGUGUCCGGCACCGUCGAGUCCCUCGUGCGGUCGCUGGCCGCCGAGGGAAGGUCGAACCAAGGAUUUCGCAAGCGCAUGUUCCAGUCCUUUUAUGGAUCGUUCGUGGACGGCGAGCGACUGCAGGAGGAGGACGCGACCGGUGGAUCGGUAUGCUGGCUAGGCCUCCACCACGAAUGCCAUGCGUACGACAUGACGCUCUUGGCACGGACAUUCGUCGCCGAUCCGUGGCCUACCACUCGACACGACCGCCAGCCCACUCAUCUGCGUGUUGGCGGACAAGUGUGGCAAUCGGUGAACGUGCCACGACGGGUUGGCAAGCCCCGAUCGACGUUUACGCGCCUCGUGCUGGCCUCAUGCGGGUUUGUCGUGCGGCCCAUAGAGUUGGUCGAUUCCACCCACGCGAUGUGCACGGUCUCGUUCGUGUUGCAAGUCGAGCCCGUUCCCAACCACCACGACCUCGCGCUCUGGUUUGUACAAUUGGCGCACUCGGCCACCCUCGCGUUUGCCACGAACUUGCAAGCGAUUCUGCCCAAGUCGCUGUGGACGCACAACUCGUACUGUAACCUGUGUUUUACAUCGUUCCGUGUGCUGUUUCCGAGGCGGCACCACUGCCGCCUCUGCGGCCAUGCCGUCUGUGCCAAAUGCGCCAUGUUUGUGCCAGCGGCAGUGCUGGCCGCUGCUCACGUUCUCGAUGUCCCUCAUAAUCGGACUCGAGUCCGCACUUGCACCCACUGUGCCGCUGGAAAUGUUCGCGGCGCGUUUGCGGUGGAGCGCUGCCCAUGGACGUCGCACAAACCCAAGACGGCCGGCAACUCGCGUCAUCUCGAAAUCAUGAACAAGCCACCAACUCUUUCGCUGGGAGACCACACAGACGCAUCAUCGACAGUGGUCUCCCCCACGUCGGUGCAUGUCAAGUCGCCGUCAUUUUGGGACAUUCUGGACGGCAUUCCGAUUCUCGAGUCGGCGAAACCAUCGCGCGAUGCGCCCACAAGACUUGUCGAGUCGUAUCCAGCAGCUCCACCACGGCAACAGCCCCGUGCGCCUUGCCUCUUUCGCAUCUCGCCGUCCGAGUGCACAUUAGUGUAUUUUUCUCGUCCAGGUGCAUCUUGA